AUGUUUGAGUCUCUACCUUCAAGUGCUCCAGUCUCGUCCAGGACGGACCCUGUCGGCUGGUGGUACGCGCGAGAGAUCGGGAGCUUCCUACAGAAGCGCGGCGCAUGGAUCGCACAGCUCGAGGAGCGCGUGGUGGGCAACUGGGCGGCGCUGAGUAGCGAGGGUGAGCAGGAUAGCGAUGUCGUGGCCACUGAUACGGAGAGGAACAGUGUGGGCAUGGCCCACGGUCUACGCACGGAAUCGACAACAUACGAACGCGUCAGGGCGAGAAAUGGGACGGCAAUACGGCGCAAGGCAUCUCCGAGAAGUACGGACUUGGGGAACACAACACGAACGGGCCAAAUACAUUCCAACUAA
Messenger RNA from Rhodofomes roseus, 357 nucleotides. RefSeq lists its product as uncharacterized. NCBI's taxonomy places the organism in Eukaryota, Fungi, Basidiomycota, Agaricomycetes, Polyporales, Fomitopsidaceae. The transcript is spliced from 2 exons. Bases 1 to 357 code for a protein of 118 amino acids. The record is from RefSeq and is a predicted model, not a curated record.